Messenger RNA from Myxozyma melibiosi, 1892 nucleotides. RefSeq lists its product as uncharacterized. Gene Ontology annotation, molecular function: cysteine-type deubiquitinase activity. NCBI's taxonomy places the organism in Eukaryota, Fungi, Ascomycota, Lipomycetes, Lipomycetales, Lipomycetaceae. The transcript is spliced from 3 exons. Gene Ontology annotation, cellular component: cytosol; nucleus. Bases 156 to 1847 code for a protein of 563 amino acids. Gene Ontology annotation, biological process: protein deubiquitination. The record is from RefSeq and is a predicted model, not a curated record.
CUCAGUCCGGUUCCUUCACGUGCCUUCUGGACCCGGGGAAGCAGACGGUGGAGAACAGCGGUCUGAUCUGUUAAAACGACGACUUUCUUUGCUCUGGAAUAUAUCGUGCUGCGCCGUGGAAUGGCUGGCGAGAAGAAGUUUUGCUGCCCAGUCAAAUGUCGCACUCUCAUGACCACAGAGCGCUGAUCUACGCCGGACUUGCUACCGUCGCCUCGCUCGCGCUGUAUGCCCUGCUGCCGUCGUUCAUGACCAAUUCUGACGAUUCCGACGAUUUCUACUUUUCCGAGACCUCUGACAAUCCUCUGGCGGGCUUUUCUCGAAACUCCCGCUACGUUGUCGGACUGCUGAACUCGAGCAAUGACUGCUUCGCCAACAGCGAUUUGCAGGCGCUAGCUUCCAGCCCGACUCUACGAGCCUACUUGAAAAAUCCCGAGGUUCAGAAUGAGCCGCUCACGGCCGCCUUGAGAAAGAUCAUUGAGGAGCUCAAUACACCGCUCCGGCGGCCAAAAGCAAUCUCCCCAUGGCCGUUUCUACAUGUACUGGAGUACGUCUUCAAGCGACGGAUAACACGACAGCAGCACGACGCGCACGAGCUGCUACACUUGAUUCUCGAAACGAUCACAGACGAGCACGAGAAGGCUCUCAAAGAAUUGUCUGACGACUCAAGUCAAGAAAAAGAGAGCGAUAAAAAGACCUCGUCCACAGCACCAGUCAAACGCAAGCUCAUGCCAUUCGAAGGUACCACAGUAGACGUCAUUGAAUGUCAAUUCUGUGGCCACAGAUCAACUCCCAAGACCACAAACUUCCUAGUCCUGACGCUGAACGUUCCGCAGACAUGGAGCGCGACGCUGGACGAAUGCCUGUCGUCUGUGCUUCUGCGCGAGACGAUCAGCGACUAUGGCUGCCAGUCCUGCAGACUGAAGGUGCUCAUCGACUCGAUUUCGCGGUCACUCGCGCGGAAAGGAAUGACCGCCGGCGAAUCAACGAGUGCUGCUCCUGCCGACGGCAGCGAUCCUCCUAAUUUCAAUACCGAUCCAGCUGGAUACCUCCAGUAUCUCAAAGCGCUCGACCCAAGCAGCGAUCUGCAUCCAACGAUAGAGGCCGCGCUGCCAAGGGAGAUCAAAUCUACAAUCACGCGAACGACGACGUUUGGCCAUCUGCCAGACGUUUUGAUCCUGCACCUUUCGCGGUCGAUAUACUCAUCCGUCACCGCGACGCGGAAUAACUGCCGCGUGCAGUUUCCAGAGUUUUUGACCCAGCGGUCAGGGCAGCCGAAGGCACCGAGGCUUGAUUUGUUGGCUACAUCACUCGGCGCGGAGGACGAAGACGCUUCUGAAGCAGUGGAAAAGACAUAUAGACUGGUUGCUGUCGUGCGUCAUCUCGGAACACACUCUGCUGGACAUUACGAAUGCUACCGACGCAAGGAAAUGUUCAAAGACUAUUUUGCGCGCGCAAGGGAGGACUCUGCGUUUGAAGAAAAGCUAGCGGUCGAGAACCACAGUAACAUCUCGACACCAGAUGAAGUCGAGCACGUCAGUCCCACUACAAGUGAGAGCUCAGGCCUGUUUGCCGCUACGCCCGACGAAGACAGCAUCCCCGACCAGCAGCACCCAGCGCAGACCCGCCAUCGGGGAAAGCACCGUCGCCGCGAACUAGGCGCCCGCGCGGCACGGAAACUGUACCGCCAGUUCACGGGGCCAAAGGGAUGGUGGAGGAUCAGCGACGACUCGGUCUGGGAGGUGUCGGUGGACGAAGUCCUGAGACAGGCGCAGAAUGCGUAUCUGUUGGUUUACGAGCGGGUGUCGCCUGAGGAGGUGACAGAGUUGAAGGCGAGAGGGAAGCUAUGAGCAGCUCUUUUCUUGAGCUGAGCUGCUUUUUAGAUUGUUGUAUAU